Sitophilus oryzae (rice weevil) is the source of this 1788-nucleotide messenger RNA. RefSeq lists its product as uncharacterized. NCBI's taxonomy places the organism in Eukaryota, Metazoa, Arthropoda, Insecta, Coleoptera, Curculionidae. The record is from RefSeq and is a predicted model, not a curated record. The coding region runs from base 331 to 1470 and encodes 379 amino acids. The transcript is spliced from 6 exons.
GAGGGCUAUCCGUAUAGUUGUAAAUCAAUACAUUUUAUCUCAAGACGUUUUCUAUACCUAUUUGUUUAUCAUAGAACAAUUCAAUUUAUCAGAUGUAUAAGUAAGUCGAGGUGUAAGUGUAUAUAUUAUCUGACCAACGAAUCUGAAGCUACGGGGCAUCGGUGAUUCCAAUUAUCUCUCCGUCACUAAGUAUACCUAAAUUGGUUACCCCUAAAUUACCUAAUUCUUAAAUUUUUGUGUUUAAUUUGUAUUUUGUUUGGAUUUUUUUUCUAUUUUUGUAGUGUUGGUGUUGGCUUAGAAUAAAUCUGUAGUGUACGUUAUCCAUACAAGAUGACUUAUGUGGGAGUGGAAUUUUUAGACAAUGGUGGAAUAGGUUUGGUCCACUCGUCGUGGCUUACCCCUUUGAAGAAAGAGGCAUUUUGGCCACCUUAUAAAACAUCUAAUCUUUUCAAUAGAGCAAUUUCUACUCCUGAAGAACCUAGUCAGAGUAGUUGGAAAUUAUAUCCUGUUAAACGUUUGUUUUUUGAAUGUGACAGCUUAGAAAAAGCUCAAAAGAAUUUAAAAAAGUGUGAAGAAACAUCAGACAUACAGUCAUCAGAAUCUGACUCAGCCUUGGGCACUAGAAAAAAAUUCAGUGUGAAGAGGUAUUUAUCUGAUUAUUCCACCAGUGAAGGUGAAGAGGAUGAACCACUUUCAAAAUUUCCAAGGCCGCCUACUUUUCCAAAAGUAAAACCUGAUGACUCAAAUUGUCAGAAAACAUUGAAAACCCCAUCAGCUAGGGGUUCCAAUAGUGAUAUUUCUGUAUCCAACAAAAUUACUCCCAAUACCCAAACAUUGAGAGAAAAUUUGAAUGUGUCACAUGAUGUGUCAUCACCAUCACUUAUUGAUGAAGAUCAAGAUAUAACUUUGACACCUUGUAUUCAAUCAACUUUAUCUGACAGUAAUAGAACUGAGACUAGAACCAUAACUGUGUCUGCUAAUGGUUUGGACAAAAUUUUUAAAGAGGUGAGAAAAUUAAGGGAAGAAAUAAAAGAGGUUAAGGGAUUACUUAAACAAACAAGGAACAUAACUACUGUUUCUUGUUUACCUGAUAUUCCAGUGGAAUUUCCUCUGGAAAGUAUUGCUAAUUUGCAAACCUUGGAGGAGUAUCUAAAUUCACAGGAGGACAGUUCCAAUGAUUUGGCUUCAUAUUUUUCAACGCUAGGGGGUAAUGGAAUCCCUGCUCAGGUCAAUAGAAUUUUGAGAAUGGUCAUGUCAGAUUUUUUAGCUACACAUUAUAAUUUUGCCGGGCAACGAAAUAAACAAGCUUUCGGAAACACAAAAUUAGUGAAUGUCAUCAUACGCGCCAUACAGAUUAAAUCUCCAUCUACAACUACAGUGGUUAUUGAGAAUGCAGUAAAAACUUGGUUGAAGCAUGCUAAGCAGAGAAUGGAAAAGAAGCAUAAGCAAGGACAAAAGUUUACUCCUUAAUUUAUUUUAUUAUUACCUAAUGUAAGUGCAAGUAACAUUUACUAUUAUUUUUUUAAAUGUCAAAACGAAAACCGAAAGAAUUUGUUGGUGCAAGGCAAAAAUCUAGGAGGGCUUUAAUAGCUUCACAACAAUUUGCACAAAAUAUUUUACAAGAUAAAGAUAGUUGUAAGGACACUGUUGCCAAUAAUCUUAGUGAAUAUGCUCAGGUAGAUAGUAAUACUUUUAACAUUAUACCAAACUGUGAUAAUAGUACUUCAAGUUUAGAAAUUGUUCAGUCACAAACUUUAAAUAAUACUGAUUGUAGUGACACUUCAUCUA